Messenger RNA from Spea bombifrons (plains spadefoot toad), 1539 nucleotides. It is a transcript of the gene C13H17orf75, whose product is annotated as chromosome 13 C17orf75 homolog. Lineage: Eukaryota; Metazoa; Chordata; Amphibia; Anura; Pelobatidae. Gene Ontology annotation, cellular component: trans-Golgi network. The transcript has 11 exons. The record is from RefSeq and is a predicted model, not a curated record. The coding region runs from base 256 to 1539 and encodes 427 amino acids.
GAUUGAGCGAUGGCCUAACAUUAUCACGAGGAAAGGAAUUGGUUGGGCCUGGGUAAUGCACCUUCUUGUUUCCGGGGGAAACGGUUGGGUGACGGACCUGGCAGAUUGUAUUAGCGAAUCCGGUUUCCAGGGGAAGUGGUUGGCUCACGGACCCUAUUUUUCCAGGGAUAACGGUUAUCACCCGCUUCUCCUUUGCUGGUAGAAGGUUUCCACUCCUUUUGGGGGAAGGCUUUGGUUGCUGGACCAGAUUCCAAGAUGCUGCAGGCUCAGGUCUCUGUGGCAGAAUCCAUGGAUGGAGAUGAGCUAAGGAGUGAGGACAGCUUUGUGGAGGAGCGGCCAUGUAUCCACUACUAUGCUUUGUAUUUGUACCAGGCUGGGAGCUUGUCGCAUGGGGCCGCAGAAAGCGAUGAUGGGUCCCCUGUGUGUACCACGCGAGAAACGCCUCCCGCUGAGGGCUUCAGCCUGUCGCUGGUGGAUACAAACCUCCCGGCUGAGUCUGAACCCGAGCUGAGGAGUUUCAUGGCUAAGCGUCUGUCUCGUGGGGCCCUUUUUGUGGGAAUGGGGAACGUUGUGUCUGUUGAGCUCAGCUUUGCAGAGGACGCUGUGGGCUGUUACUACUGCCUGUUGCGUCAGGAGCAGGCGUGCGAUCCUGGCUCUCGUCCUCCGGAAUACGUGGUCUGCUUCCUGGGAGGCCCCGAGAAAGGCCUGGAUCUGUUUAGACUGGAACUGGACAAACACGCCGAGCGGCUGAAGGCUAUACUGGACCCCCAGGCGGCCCAUCUGGAUACCCGAGUGUCGCCGCACCUCGCCGGCUGGUUUGCGGAGUCCGUGUUGCCGAUCUCCCGGGUGGUCACGCUGUUUCAGGAGAAGCUGGCUUACCUCCUGCACGCUGCACUGAGCUCCACUCCGGUAGAGGUGAAAAAUUCAGACGUAGAAACCGAGAACGACAUAUUCAGGUUCCUGAGUUCCGCCAGUCUGCACGGCCUCGUCCAGGACCACGGCGCGACGUCUCUGUGCGUCACCACGACGGAAGAACUGCACAAACCCGUGACGGUGGACUGCGGAGGGUCCCAGCCACGUCUGAUUCAUGCAGCGAGCAAUGCGUUCUGCGAGGACUGGGUGCAGGUCUUCAUGAACAGCGCUGGCGGAAACCCCUUCCUCUUUCGCCAAAAGCUGGAGAAUUUCAAGCUAAAGGUUAUUCAGGAUAUGAACAAUCUGAAACGGCUGCUUCGCCAGGCAGACACGAGCCACUACGCUCUGUUCCGCUGCUACACGUUUCUGAAGAACUGCGGGAACGGCGACAUUCUGCUGGACGUGGUGCGAGCCGAGCAGGCAGAGAACCCCGAGUCCAGCGGCGUGGUCAGCGUCCUGGAGGAGUUCAUCCGCGAUGAGGGCUUCGGCGCUCAAACUGCUUUAAGCCGCAUGAAUGCCACGUCUAAAAUCUCACACUUUGCGUGGGGAGAAUUUACACACGUGGGAAGCUCAAGCCCUUCUGCUGGUGCCCUCUGCGGGUCCAAUCCCCCACCACAGAUCCAAUGA